AUGGCGGACCCGUUCGAGGUGCGCGUGCGCUUCAGCGCGCAGCUGCAGAACCUCAACGCCUCGGUCAACUCCGCCCAAAAGGCCGCGGCCUAUGCGCUCAAGUACAAGGACAUGGACGAGGACCUGCACUCAUGCAUCAUCGAGCAGCUCGAGAAGCCCCAAACGGCCCUUAACAAACGCGCCAACAUUAUGUACUUUAUUCAGCACUUUCUCGAGCUCGCCCAGCGCGAGGGCCACAAUGACUACGUCGGCAUGAUCCAGCGCGACAUUAUCCGCGUCGUCGAUGCCGUGGCCCCGGAGAGCGGCCAGGGCGCCGCCAACGUCAAGGUCGUGCGCCGCGUGCUGCAGGGCCUGCAGCAAAAGGGCUUUCUCGAAGCCCAGGCCGUGACCGAGAUCGAGGAGGUCCUCAAAGAGCGCGAAACCGACCUGCUGUCGCCCGUCCAUGCGGGGACGGACGGUGCAGGCGGACUGGCGAACGGCGAGGUCCGCGGCGCGUCGGGCGCACCAAGCGGCGAACGGGGCAGCGGCGAUGUCAUGGACGUAGACGGCCAACCGCCGUCACAGACGGUCCCCUCGCGGCGACACAACGGACGUGGCGGCGGCAGCGGCGGCACGGACCACGGCGGUGCCGGCGACGGGAGCGGUGCGGGGGGCGGUGAAUCGGCCGUCGAGCCCCCGCGCCGGCUCGACAAGCGGCAGAUUGAGGAGCGCAUCGAGGAGGACCGCGAGCGGCAUAAGCGCCUGCGCGAAAGCAUCUGGGCCGUCCCCAAAGGCCAGGAUGCGGAAAUGUGGCGGCUGUGGGAGGAGACGAGCGACCUGGGCGAGGAUGACCACCUGAUGGGCGAGGAGGAGGAGGCUGAGCGCGAGCGGGCGGUGCAGGCGAGCUGCCUGCAUCGUGCCGAGGCAGCACCGUCCGCCGCAAACGGGAAGGCUGCAUAG
Messenger RNA from Sporothrix brasiliensis 5110, 939 nucleotides. Its product is annotated as CTD kinase subunit gamma. The transcript has 2 exons. Gene Ontology annotation, biological process: positive regulation of DNA-templated transcription, elongation; positive regulation of transcription by RNA polymerase I. The record is from RefSeq and is a predicted model, not a curated record. Gene Ontology annotation, cellular component: CTDK-1 complex. Bases 1 to 939 code for a protein of 312 amino acids. NCBI's taxonomy places the organism in Eukaryota, Fungi, Ascomycota, Sordariomycetes, Ophiostomatales, Ophiostomataceae.